AUGCCCCCCCCAAAAACAGUCGCUGCCACCACAGCCCUCGCUGCCCCUCAACCCAUCGAAGUCGACCCCAACGGCGCAAAGAACCUCGGCAACGGCGCGGGAACCCAAUUCAUCACUGGCGCAUGUCUCAGCAAUGCCGACUGCGCCUCCGGGUGCUGCGCGUCCAUCGUAGGCGGUAGCAGCGCGAAUGGCAUCUGCUCCGGGCCCGCGGUAGGCAACGUCGCCGGCAAGGGCGGCUGCGGCUUCUCUGCUGCUGGGGGCGGCGCGGCUGCCGCCCCUCCUUCUUCUCCUCCCCCUCCCGCCACGAGCGCCGGAAGUGGGACCACGCCCCCGCCUACCACCGGCGGUGCGGCGGCGGCCAAGCCCAUCCAGGUCGACUCUAGCGGCGCCAAGAACGUGGGCAACGGCGCGGGCAAGCAGUUCAUCACGGGCGCGUGCCUGAGCAACGCCGACUGCAACUCCGGCUGCUGCGCGUCGAUCAUCGGCGGUAACGGUGCCAACGGGAUCUGCUCCGGCACGGCGGUGGGGAACGUCGCUGGCAAAGGCGGAUGUGGCUUCUCUGCCGCUGGCGGUGCUGGCGCCGGUGCUGCUACGCCGCCCCCGGCUACGGCUAACCCGGCGAAGCCUGGCACAAACAACAACGCUUCGGCCGGCAGCGGCACGUGCGCGGCUGUGAACGCCAGCGCUGCUGGGAGCGCCAACGUCGGCAAGGGCAACGGGCAGCAGUUCAUCACGGGCCAGUGCCAGAGCGCCGCCGACUGUGCCUCGGGUUGCUGCGCAAAGCAGGCCGAUGGGUCGGCUCAGUGCAAGGCGCGCCUGGUCACGGAGCAGGCGGGCGGGAGCUGCGACUUUAGCUGCACUGCCGCCUAG
Molecule: messenger RNA, 870 nt
Organism: Thyridium curvatum
Lineage: Eukaryota; Fungi; Ascomycota; Sordariomycetes; Thyridiales; Thyridiaceae
Exons: 1
Coding region: 1-870 (289 amino acids)
Source: RefSeq, a predicted model, not a curated record